Messenger RNA from Tinamus guttatus (white-throated tinamou), 1334 nucleotides. The record is from RefSeq and is a predicted model, not a curated record. NCBI's taxonomy places the organism in Eukaryota, Metazoa, Chordata, Aves, Tinamiformes, Tinamidae.
GAAGGAGGCUUUCCCAGCUGCGCGGGAAGGAGGGCACCGGCGUUCGGCUCCGCACGUGGCACCUCUGUGUCUCUGUGACCCUGCUCUCUCUUUUGGGCAGCUUCUGCAGCACCUGAAGCGAAUAAUCUCAGACCUGUGCAAGCUCUACAACCUUCCCCAACAUCCAGAUGUUGAAAUGUUGGACCAGCCUCUGCCGGCGGAACAGAGCGCCCAGGAGGAAGUGUCCUCUGACGAGGAAGAUGAGGAGAUGCCAGAGGACAGUGAGGACCUGGAUCACUAUGAGAUGAAAGAGGAAGAGCCAGCAGAUGGAAAAAAGACAGAGGAUGAAGGCAUUGGGAAGGAAAACCUCGCCAUUUUAGAGAAAAUAAAAAAGAACCAGAGGCAAGAUUACUUAAAUGGUGCAGUGUCUGGGUCUGUGCAGGCCACCGACCGGUUAAUGAAGGAGCUCAGGGAUAUUUACCGAUCACCAAGUUUCAAAGGCGGGUACUACGCGGUGGAGCUGGUGAACGACAGCCUCUACGAUUGGAACGUCAAGCUCUUGAAGGUUGACGAGGACAGCGCUUUGCACAACGAUCUGCAGAUCCUCAGAGAGAAGGAGGGGACAGAUUUCAUCCUCCUCAACUUCUCCUUUAAAGAUAAUUUUCCUUUCGACCCGCCGUUCGUGAGGGUCGUGUCCCCUGUGCUCUCGGGGGGGUAUGUCCUGGGUGGCGGUGCCAUCUGCAUGGAGCUGCUUACAAAGCAGGGCUGGAGCAGCGCGUACUCCAUCGAGUCGGUGAUCAUGCAGAUCAGCGCCACGCUCGUGAAGGGGAAGGCGAGGGUGCAAUUCGGAGCCAACAAGAACCAGUACAGCCUCACAAGAGCCCAGCAGUCCUACAAGUCCCUGGUGCAGAUCCAUGAGAAAAACGGCUGGUACACGCCGCCCAAGGAGGACGGCUAGCGCCGUGCCCAGGCGCUGCAGCACCGGCUCCGUCCUCUUCUGAAUGCUCCACUUGGAUCCUGAGAUGCCUCUCUGACUCUCUCCGGGAUGUAAUAGCUCUGCCUGUUGCAGGAAUAACGGCUGUUAUAAACUCUAAAGAAACUGGUUAAGCAGUUGGACUGACCUAAAACACUCGCUGGACCCUUGCUAGCAGGCAUUCUUAUUAAAACAAACUUUUGAGCCUCUUGUAUCGCUGGAAACUUUCAACUCUACUCCAGUCUAGAGCAUCCUCCUUAUCUAUGCUAUGGAUUUAAUUUAUUUUCUUAUUUCAUGUACACUGCUUUUUUUUGUUACAGUGUAUGAUGGAUGUGUAUGGAAAAUGUAUCUUUGGAGAAAAAUUACAGUUUGUUAAUUUGAA